Physcomitrium patens is the source of this 3006-nucleotide messenger RNA. RefSeq lists its product as uncharacterized. The record is from RefSeq and is a predicted model, not a curated record. NCBI's taxonomy places the organism in Eukaryota, Viridiplantae, Streptophyta, Bryopsida, Funariales, Funariaceae. Gene Ontology annotation, biological process: tRNA wobble uridine modification; tRNA methylation. Gene Ontology annotation, molecular function: flavin adenine dinucleotide binding.
UCUCUCCUAUUCCACAGCUUUCAGGAGACUCAGCGUCCCCGGAUCACGUUCGGAUUUUGUCACAAAAUCUUCGACUCUAUCACGAUUGUUGUUGUAUCUUGGUAACAAUUGUUUUAGUGGCUCUCGGUAAAUCUUACUAAGACGCACAAAUUCCAGAGCAAUUUGGCUCAGAAUUGGCAGCGCACAAGGUAUCAGUUUAAUAGGAUUUUGUCAAUGUAGGGUUGGGAGCCUCCAAGCACGUCUAGGCAAGAGUGGGAGAUUCAAUUCUUCAGCUCUAAUUUUGUAGUUCUUUGAAUUUAGGGUGAAGGAGCUGCAAGGUGCAAAGGAUGGGAAAUUGUGUGUAAGACUGGGUGCCAAUUUGGUAAAUUUAGAAUGGCACGGUUCACAAUAUCAUCUCUGAGGUCACCUCUCCCAGCAUGGUGCCCGCGCCCAGCACCUUCCGAAUAUUGCAGCAUUAAUAAAAGAUUUCAAACUUUGCCGAAUUACUCAACCUCUCAUGCCGCCCCCUUCGUUCACAAACUACCUUCUCAAUCCUCCUCGCGAAGUAUGGAGGUUUUGGAGAAUUCCCAGGUUCGGCUCAUGCCAUUCAAGGUUGCGAGUUUGAAUAAUUUUUGCGGAAAAAGGAUGUCUAAGGCAAGUGCUCCAGGUCUCAGGAGUCACAAUUCCUUGUCCUUCAAUUCAAGGGACGUCGGGCGUGCAAGCGUGAGAUUGCCAUAUAUCAGAGCUUCGUCGUUCUCAUCAAUUUCUUCGUCGAAUGGAGACGGCAGCGUGAAUGACGAGAGGUUCGAUGUAAUAGUGGUUGGGGGUGGGCAUGCUGGCUGUGAAGCUGCACUUGCAGCGGCACGAAUGGGUGCCCAAACGCUUUUGUUGACGCUAAACUUGGAUCGCAUCGCCUGGCAGCCGUGUAAUCCAGCAGUAGGUGGCCCUGCGAAAUCUCAAUUGGUUCAUGAAGUGGAUGCUCUUGGUGGCGAAAUAGGGAGGAUGGCCGAUAGAUGCUAUUUGCAAAAGAGGGUAUUGAAUCGUUCAAAAGGUCCAGCUGUAUGGGCACUUCGAGCCCAGACAGACAAGAGAGAAUAUGCCUUGGAGAUGAAGAAGAUUAUUGAGAACACAAAAAAUUUACAAAUUCGGGAGGCUAUGGUGACAGAAAUACUCGUGGGCAACAAUGAUGAUGUAACUGGAGUUCGCACAUUUUUUGGAGUCGAUUUCAUUGCUCCUUCUGUGGUGCUAACCACGGGCACUUUCAUGAACGGAAAAAUAUGGGUUGGCCGCUCCUCCAUGUCGGCUGGAAGGGCAGGGGAAUCGGCAUCAGAAGGGCUUACAGAAAAUCUGCAAAAUUUUGGUUUUGAAACUGAUCGAUUAAAGACGGGAACUCCGGCAAGAGUUGACGUUCGUUCUGUUGAUUUUUCUGUUAUGGAAGCACAACCAGGUGACGAGGAUGUGCGGUGGUUCAGUAACGAUCCAUUGGUUCACAUCGAGAGAGAGCAAAUGAGUUGUUAUCUAACUCGUACUACACCUGCUACACAUAAAAUGAUUAAUGACAACUUGCAUGAGACUCCUACCUAUGGUGGUUGGGUAGAAGCUAAAGGACCUCGAUAUUGCCCUUCCAUUGAAGACAAGAUAGUCAGGUUCAAGGACAAAGAAACUCAUCAAAUAUUUCUGGAACCUGAAGGUCGUGAUGUACCAGAGUUAUAUGUGCAGGGGUUUUCAACGGGAUUACCUGAAAGAUUACAACUAGCUCUUUUAAGAACACUUCCUGGACUUGAAAAAUGCACGAUGCUUAGACCAGCAUAUGCUGUGGAGUACGAUUAUCUCCCAGCGCAUCAGUGCCACCGAAGCUUGAUGACCAAGAAACUGGAGGGAUUGUUUUUUAGUGGCCAAAUUAAUGGCACCACAGGUUAUGAAGAAGCUGCUGCGCAGGGGCUUGUAGCAGGUGUAAAUGCUGCGCUUCGCGCGGAUGGCAAGUCGCUAUUGGUGUUAGAGCGUGAGAGCAGCUUCAUAGGAACUUUGAUCGAUGAUCUUGUCACCAAAGAUCUGCGCGAGCCUUACCGCAUGCUCACAAGCCGAUCCGAGCAUCGUCUUCUGUUAAGAGCUGAUAAUGCGGAUAGCCGAUUAACUCCAUUAGGCCGGGACUUGGGUCUUGUUGAUGACCGGAUGUGGAAUCUAUUUCAAGACAAACAAAUACGCAUUGCUUCAGAAAAAAACCGACUGCAGACAACAAAAGUAACUCCUAAUGAGAAAAUUGCAGAAGAAGUAGCUCAGGUUUCAGGGCAGGGGAUUAAAGAAACUGUGGCGCUAGCAACGAUCUUGAAGCGGCCUCACGUUCACUAUUCAGUUCUAGAGAAUCAUGGGUAUGGAAACUCUGAACUUACUAGCAUGGAGAAAGAAUGUGUUGAGAUAGACAUCAAAUAUGCUGGCUUUAUUAUGCGUCAGCAAGGCCAGCUUGAACAGAUGGUACACAAGCAGCAUAAGGCUAUUCCAGAUGAUUUAGAUUAUAAUUCCAUCAGCACAAUAUCAAUGGAGGCUCGGGAAAAGCUAACAAAGAUACGACCUCAAAAUAUAGGGCAAGCGUCGAGGAUAGGGGGAGUCAAUCCAGCCGACAUUACGGCCUUACUUAUUCACCUAGAAGUACAACGGCGACAAAAUGCGGGAUUAAAACCGCGAGGGCCUAGAUCAAAUGGAAGACUGUUGGGCACGACGGAGCCAGUAGGAGCACAUGACGAGGUCAAUAUUUUGGAGCAAAUUGCGUCUGCUUGACGACUAUCAUGAGAAAGGAAACAUGUGCAGUUUUCCUAGCGAAGUGCAGCUUGCCAUCGAAGGUGAUGGGCUCGACUUGCAUGCUGCGUAAAGGAAAAUAGUGCAUUAGCAUUUUUACGAAUUGUAUGGAAUCGUUGUUUUGAAGUAAAUUUAAAUGAUAGAUACGCAGAAAAUUUUGAAGUGCCAAAACAUUCAUCUUUAACUUGAAAUUUGUAACAUUGGUUGAACCGCCAAGUGGCAUGUUUUUCGAAA